AGACUGGGCAGGCAGGGAGAGGGGGCAGCAGAAUGAUAACCAGCCUGGCGGCAAAGAGGGGAGCCCUCACCCCAUGGGCAGACCUCCAAGAGUCUGAGGCUUUGGGCCUAUGAUGCUAAUAGUUCGAGAACUCAAGGGGCAACGGAGGAGCUGGAUGCCAGCUGGGCACUCAGGCCAAUAGCCGACGGCUCACCCCCUUCGUCGGUCAUGGACACCCCUGGCUAUCCUUCACCAGUGCCCACGACCUUGCAGCCUGAGAACUCCUCCUUGACCUGGCCCCCAGAUGCCACCCUGGGCAAUGCGUCGGCAGACCCGAGCCCGGCAGGACUGGCUGUCAGCGGCGUUCUCAUCCCGCUGGUCUACCUGGUGGUGUGCGUGGUGGGCCUGCUGGGCAACUCGCUGGUCAUCUACGUGGUCCUGCGGCACACGGCCACCCCCUCAGUCACCAACGUCUACAUCCUCAACCUGGCACUGGCCGAUGAGCUCUUCAUGCUGGGGCUGCCCUUCCUGGCCGCCCAGAACGCUCUGUCCUACUGGCCCUUCGGCUCCCUCAUGUGCCGCCUGGUCAUGGCCGUGGACGGCAUCAACCAGUUCACCAGCAUCUUCUGCCUCACCGUCAUGAGCGUGGACCGCUACCUGGCCGUGGUGCACCCCACCCGCUCGGCCCGCUGGCGCACAGCGCCCGUGGCCCGCACGGUCAGCGCGGCUGUCUGGGUGGCCUCGGCUGUGGUGGUGCUGCCCGUAGUGGUCUUCUCGGGCGUGCCCCGCGGCAUGAGCACCUGCCACAUGCAGUGGCCCGAGCCGGCCGCGGCCUGGCGGGCCGGCUUCAUCAUCUACACGGCCGCGCUGGGCUUCUUUGGGCCGCUGCUGGUCAUCUGCCUCUGCUACCUUCUCAUCGUGGUGAAGGUGCGCUCGGCUGGGCGCCGGGUGUGGGCGCCCUCGUGCCAGCGGCGGCGGCGCUCCGAGCGCAGGGUCACACGCAUGGUGGUGGCCGUGGUGGCGCUCUUCGUCCUCUGCUGGAUGCCCUUCUACGUGCUCAACAUCGUCAACGUGGUGUGCCCACUGCCCGAGGAGCCGGCCUUCUUCGGUCUCUACUUCCUGGUGGUGGCGCUGCCCUAUGCCAACAGCUGCGCCAACCCCAUCCUUUAUGGCUUCCUCUCCUACCGCUUCAAGCAGGGCUUCCGCAGGGUCCUGCUGCGGCCCUCUCGCCGUGUGUGCAGCCAGGAGCCCGCCGCAGGGCCUCCGGAGAAGACCGAGGAGGAGGACGAGGAGGAGGAUGGGGAGGAGAGCAGGGAGGAGGGGAAGGGGAAGGAGAUGAACGGCCGGGUCAGCCAGAUCGCGCCGUCUGGCACCGGUGGGCAGGAGCGGCCGCCCAGCAGAGUGGCCGGCAAGGAGCAGCUGUUCCUGCCCCAGGAGCCCUCCGCGGCAGAGAAGUCUGGCAAGCUGCACAUCAGCUAUCUGUAGAGGCCUGGGGAGGACCGGGGUGGCCCGAGGAAGGGGCAGAGGCCAUAGUGUGCCUGAGGUGCCCGAGGCCCACAGUGGGAUCCUCAGAGGCCCGGGCUCUGAUUCCCUGCUGCAGGGACCGGCUGUGUGACCCUGGGUAGGUCACUUCCACCCUCUGGGCCUCCUCUUCUCCUCUGUGACUCAGGGAUGGGCGUAAGGAGCCUGGAUGAGCUCUGUCGGAUGACAGAUCUGGAGGGCAGUGCUGCUGGGCUGACCUGGCCAGUGGGGCCCAGGUUGAGGGGUGAGUACAGACUGCCCCCUGCUCAGAGACAGGGCGUCCUGGGGGGCCAGCCUGAAUCUCCAUCCUCAGGGGAUAAACCAAGGUUCGAAUUUCCUGGACUCAGAGUCAGGGACACAAGAGAUGCUGGAGCCCCAAACAGACGGCAGUCUAACUUGGUGGGAUAAUGGGAUAAAAACCGCUCAGGUCCCUGAUCGGUGCCCCCACCCCCAGCUGGCUGUGAGGCCUUGGGCUGCCUCUGUUCCUCUCUAGGCCUCAGGCCCACCUGCUGGGUAACCCAAUAACCUCUGGGCCUUUUGGCCUGGACAGUCAGUGCUGGAGGUCCUGUGCUCCCGGACGUGAGGGAAAGGGGUGAACUUUCUAGAAAGCCAAAUCCAGCUUCAGGGUCCCUACUGCU
Molecule: messenger RNA, 2138 nt
Organism: Carlito syrichta (Philippine tarsier)
Lineage: Eukaryota; Metazoa; Chordata; Mammalia; Primates; Tarsiidae
Gene: SSTR3
Product: somatostatin receptor 3
Exons: 3
Coding region: 208-1464 (418 amino acids)
Biological process (GO): neuropeptide signaling pathway
Cellular component (GO): neuron projection; membrane
Molecular function (GO): neuropeptide binding; somatostatin receptor activity
Source: RefSeq, a predicted model, not a curated record